UGCCUCUGCCCAGCUGCUCGGGUUUCUCCAGCACAGCAGACCAGCUUCCCACUGCUGCUCUCUCUCUCUUCCCCACUCGCUCGUGCUCUCUCGCUCAGAAGUUCCACAGACAGAAUGUCUUACCUCACAAAGAAAACAUCCUACACCGUCAAGUCUUCCUCCUCUGGGUCGGUUCCCCGGAGCUUCAGCAGCCAGUCCUACUCUGGACCCAGCAUCAGCCGACAGAGCUACACCGCACGCAGCUCCUAUGGAGGGGUCAACCGUGGCUUUGGAGGUGGACUGGGAGGUGGACUGGGAGGUGGCAGCUAUGUCACCAGCUCCACAGCCUACGGAGGCGGCAUGGGUCUGGGCAUGGGCGCCGGAAUGGGCAUGGGCGGCAAUGUCAUGCCCAUCACCGCCGUGUCAGUCAACAAGAGCCUCCUUGCCCCUCUGAACCUGGAGAUUGACCCCACCAUCCAGGCUGUCCGCACCCAGGAGAAAGAGCAGAUCAAGUCCCUCAACAACCGCUUCGCCUCCUUCAUUGACAAGGUACGCUUCUUGGAACAGCAGAACAAGAUGCUGGAGACCAAGUGGAGCCUCCUCCAGGGCCAGACCACCACUCGUUCCAACAUCGAUGCCAUGUUCGAGGCCUACAUCGCCAACCUGCGCAGACAGCUCGACAGCCUGGGCAAUGACAAGAUGAGGCUAGAGGCUGACCUGCACAACAUGCAGGGCCUGGUGGAGGACUUCAAGAAUAAGUAUGAAGAUGAGAUCAACAAGCGUACAGAAGCUGAGAACGACUUUGUCCUCAUCAAGAAGGAUGUUGACGAAGCCUACAUGAAUAAGGUUGAGCUGGAGGCUAAGCUGGAGAGCCUUACAGAUGAGAUCAACUUCCUCAGGCAGAUCUAUGAGGAGGAAAUCCGUGAGCUGCAGUCCCAGAUCAAGGACACCUCAGUGGUGGUGGAGAUGGACAACAGCAGAAAGCUGGACAUGGACGCCAUCGUGGCUGAGGUCCGCGCUCAGUAUGAGGACAUCGCCAACCGCAGCCGUGCCGAGGCCGAGACGUGGUACAAGUCAAAGUUUGAGGAGAUGCAGACAUCUGCCAACCAGUAUGGAGAUGACCUCAGAGCAACCAAGACAGAGAUUUCUGACCUCAACCGCAUGAUCCAGAGACUGCAGUCUGAAAUCGAUUCUGUGAAGGGACAGCGUGCCAACCUGGAGAACCAGAUCGCUGAGGCUGAGGAACGUGGGGAGAUGGCAGUGAGGGACGCCAAGGCUCGUAUCAAGGAUCUGGAGGAGGCCCUGCAGAGAGCCAAGCAGGACAUGGCACGCCAGAUCAGAGAGUACCAGGAUCUGAUGAACGUCAAACUGGCCCUGGACAUUGAGAUCGCCACCUACAGGAAGCUCCUGGAAGGAGAGGAGGACAGACUGGCAACUGGAAUCAAGGCCAUCAACAUCUCCAAACAGAGCACAAGCUAUAGCUCCUUCCCAAUGGAGAGUGCUGGCAGCGCCUACAGCAGCUACUCUAGCGGUUACUCAAGCGGUUACUCUGGCGGCUAUGGCGGCGGCUACGGCGGCGGCUAUGGUGGCUACAGCUCUGGCAGCGGCUAUGGCGACAGCAGCAUCACCCAGAGCAAGAAGAGCGUGGUCAUCAAGAUGAUCGAGACCAAGGACGGCAAAGUGGUGUCCGAGUCCUCCGAGGUCGUCCAGGAUUGAGCCCAGAGCGUGUUCUCCACUUCUGUCUUGUAACCUUCUUGUGUUCUUAUCCAUUUCUCAUCCUGCCUCUAAACCAGUGGUCCAAAGUAAACAGUCCCAGCGGAAGCGGUCAUAAAGUAGGCUGUAAAGCGAUAAAUGCCUUCACUCUGACCAAAGGAUUUGCAAGAGACCAAACAUUAUCUUCUCACACCGUGCCUUAUGCUCAUGUCCACGUUCUGCACUAAAAACAAACGCUCUCAGUCUGCUCCACACAAGUUGUACUGUCUUGCACAACAUGCCUUCGGGGCCGCAUCUAUAAGCUGGAGAAUGCUAGAUCUGCCACCAACAUUGGCUACUCUUUAAGUCCCUCAAUGCACUGUGACAGGUUUUUACAAUUGUUUAUGAAGGGUUAUGUGCACAUUUGUGUUAAAGGGCAUCACUGUUUGUGGCAGAUCCAUGUUGUGUGCCUGCUCUGUAGAGAAUGUCUUCCCAUUGUACUCUGUCAGAUGCAAAAGGAAAUGUCCAACAGUGUACCAAUGAGGUGCUGUUUUUUUGCUACAAAAAAUAAAGUGUUUACUUAAA
Molecule: messenger RNA, 2256 nt
Organism: Colossoma macropomum (tambaqui)
Lineage: Eukaryota; Metazoa; Chordata; Actinopteri; Characiformes; Serrasalmidae
Gene: krt8
Product: keratin 8
Exons: 9
Coding region: 115-1695 (526 amino acids)
Biological process (GO): keratinization; intermediate filament organization
Cellular component (GO): keratin filament
Molecular function (GO): structural constituent of skin epidermis
Source: RefSeq, a predicted model, not a curated record